UUCGCUCGGGGAAGAGCCCCGCCCCUCACACCACCCCUCCCCCGCUCCAGGAAGUGCGGGGGCUCCAGCCGCCCGACCGGGCGCAAUGCAUUCUGGGAAGGUAGCAGCACCAGAUCCAAGAUGGCGGCCAGCAGGAGGCUGAUGAAGGAGCUUGAAGAGAUCCGCAAAUGUGGAAUGAAAAACUUCCGUAACAUCCAGGUUGAUGAAGCUAAUUUAUUGACUUGGCAAGGGCUUAUUGUUCCUGACAACCCUCCAUAUGACAAGGGGGCCUUUAGAAUUGAAAUCAACUUUCCAGCAGAGUACCCAUUCAAACCACCGAAGAUCACGUUUAAAACAAAGAUCUAUCACCCAAACAUUGAUGAAAAAGGGCAAGUUUGCCUGCCAGUAAUUAGUGCUGAGAACUGGAAGCCAGCGACCAAGACCGACCAAGUAAUCCAGUCCCUCAUAGCACUGGUGAAUGACCCCCAGCCCGAGCACCCGCUCCGGGCUGACCUAGCUGAAGAAUACUCUAAGGACCGUAAAAAAUUCUGUAAGAAUGCUGAAGAGUUUACAAAGAAAUAUGGGGAAAAGCGACCUGUGGACUAAAAUCUGCCACAAAUGAUUCCAGCAAGUGUGAGCAGAGACCCCGAGCAGUGCAUUCAGACACCCCGCAAAGCAGGACUCUGUGGAAAAUUGACACGUGCCACCGCCUGGCGUUCACUUGUGGCAGUUACUAACUUUCUACAGUUUUCUUAAUCAAAAGUGAUCUAGUAACCUGUAAAGAAAGGAUUAAAAAUUUCAGAUAUUCUAGUUCUGCUUUCUUUGUUUUAAAAAUCACCGCUUCAAUCCACUUCAAAAGCAUGGUGUUUCUUUUCUUGUCCAAAUUUACCCAAAAAUCUUAAAGUUACAUAGCCCAUAAGGUUAAACAAGGAAAAAUAACGGUUGUGGUUCCCCUUCCUUCUGUGCCCUUGCAAUUCCCACUCUCUUUGUAUUCAGUAUAUCUUUCAGGGAACACUUCCCAGGCCCCAUCUUUUCUGCAGAGGAGAAGAAAUGGCUCUGAUGGCUUUUCUUCUCCCAUGUCACACUGCCCUGCAUGGGAGUUGGAUCAAAUUCUAUUGAUGCCAGUCUGUAACUUCCUUUUUAAAAAUUACAAAACAACCACUCCCCCAUCCAUCCACCCCCCCCAAAGAAAAAAAGAAAAGCCCUGCAAAGGGAGGCCCACCCAGCUCUUCUCUAAAAAUGUGGCUUAUGGGUCCACAAUAAUGUGGAUUAAAUGGGCAGGCCCUGCUGUGUUGCCUGAUUGAACUGCAGCCUUACUUGGCCUAUGUAGGGAAACCUUCAAUGCGAGGUCUGGUGAUUCCAGAGAGAGGGCUUACCAGCUGAGGACACUGCUUGUGAGACGAUGAUGAAUUUCUCACUGGAAAGGCUCCAGAGGCCAAGAUACAGCACCCUUCCUUGCAACCAUGUUAGAAGAUCCACUGGUCAGCACAGGCAGAACAGAAGCCAGAAUAUCCAUUUCAAAUUCCAAGCUCCUCCAUCGGAAUGUGCCACAGAGCUCUGCGACUCUUCUCUGCAGCAGCCCCACCAUAGCCCUCCCUUGGCACGGUUCAACCUUUUGUGGGAUUAGAAUUGGCUGGACUCGGCUUCCUGUCUGGUGUCAGUCUUGGGUUGCUGGGGCCCCUUCUGACCUUUACUUCAGCACAGCCGGUGGCCCGGCCCAGGAGCAAGAUGGCCUUCCUUUUCCCUUUGGACUCAGUCUUCGCAGAGUCAAGCUCCACUUGAAGCUCACUCAGUAAUACCUUUCAAUGUGUUUUAUAUUGUUUUGAUUGCCUUUUUUGUAGAAAUAAAAAUUGACCUUAGAAUUUAUCAUCAUAUGAACUUUGUAAGGAUUUGAAUGUUGAUGUCUUUCAAGGCAAAUGGGAUUAUCCCUAAAAUGGUAAGAAAAUGCAUGACACUCUGAGGAAGCUGAUCAAACACCAUGUGUCACCAACCUCUGCCACUGUCAGCUUCCAUUCUUGGCUACUAGGGGGACUAGAUCUCAUGAAGAUGACUUCAACAAACUUUGCUGUUUUUUCACUUUAGCUCCGUAAUUUCAUCUCUCCAGGGUUUUACAGACAUACAAGGUAACCCUGGGUUUUGCCUGUGUGGAAGUGUGAAGUGAUGGGUAGUGUAGGUGCAUAACACUUUGGUUGUGCAGGCGCGUGGCUCCUACAGUGUAUAAAUGAACUCAGCUGCUUUAAUUCUAGGUUUGUAAGGGGCAAGUUUCUGGAGACUCUGUGCCUAGGAUGCCAAGAGCACAGGGCAAGUAUUUCCUCAUCUGUCUCUUCAUCAGCAGAAAGGUAAUAAUGGAUUUUAUUUCACUCACACUCAGAUUUGUAAGAAAAUGCCAAAUUCUGUCAAGCUAUCCAAACAAGCCACCGUUUGUUCUUGUUAAGUCCAGGAAGAAUUGUCUUUCUUGAAAACUGUCCCGUUGCUUCGUAUUUCUGCCAGCAUAGCUUUGCCUGCCUGUCAUUCCCUCACUGCUCUCUGCUCACCAUGGGAGGGUACCCUAAUGCCAGCAGCACCUCUCAGGGACUCUUAGUCCUGUCACUGGCACCCCAUGGUCUGCCCUGGCAGCAAAGACCUGGCUCUCAAGUCAGUGGGUGUCCCUCCCUCGGCCUGGGUGACUCGCUCCUUUCAGCUAUGCCCCUGGGGCAGUCUUUGAGCAAGCUGACAGCCAGCUCUGGCUGCUGUGAAACCAAAAAGCUGAAUCCUCUGGAGAAGGGCAGAGCUGUGAAGCAGCUACCCACUGCUGACCUGCACUGGCUCAGGAAUUCACAGCCACCUGGUUCCUUGAAGUGCCCAGGGUCCUCUUCCUGCCCUUCCACAAUGGCGGAGAAUAGGCUUUCUAAGAUGCUGCGAUCCCGUUCUGCUGCCCUUAAUAAAAAUGCUCUCCAACA
Cavia porcellus (domestic guinea pig) is the source of this 2918-nucleotide messenger RNA. It is a transcript of the gene Ube2l3, whose product is annotated as ubiquitin conjugating enzyme E2 L3. The record is from RefSeq and is a predicted model, not a curated record. Lineage: Eukaryota; Metazoa; Chordata; Mammalia; Rodentia; Caviidae. Bases 121 to 585 code for a protein of 154 amino acids. The transcript is spliced from 4 exons.